Molecule: messenger RNA, 2768 nt
Organism: Sitodiplosis mosellana (orange wheat blossom midge)
Lineage: Eukaryota; Metazoa; Arthropoda; Insecta; Diptera; Cecidomyiidae
Exons: 4
Coding region: 1247-2674 (475 amino acids)
Biological process (GO): proteolysis
Molecular function (GO): serine-type endopeptidase activity
Source: RefSeq, a predicted model, not a curated record
GAUUAUCUUAUUAAUAAUAAGAUGGAUCUUAUUAACUUUUUAAUAAAAUGGCGAUCUUAUUAAUAAUAAGAUAAUAUGUUAAUAAUAUCGUAGAAUCUUAUUAAUCUAAUAAUAUGUUAUGUUUGAGUUAUUAGAAAUUUUCCGAUAUUUUGGUUAUUAACAUAUUAAUGACAUAUCAAAAAUGUAAAUCUAUAAGUCCACAGAUAUUUCGCGAUUCACUUUCAAGCGAACGGAGUUCAUGUAAAUUCCUUUGGUGUACACGCGCAGCGGUUUUUCCAUUCCAUCUGUAUAAAUACAAAAGUGAUGUGUUGGGCUAAAGCCAUCUUCGAAAAUGGUUAUUCGUUUAUCAUGCGACGUUUCACUCUUUUUAGGAGCAUCAUCAGGCUGGAGAACAAAAGAAUUUAAAAUGUUUUCGAACGUUUUCCAUUUUUUGCUAUCAAUUUACACAAAUUGUAUCAGCUCUACGUGUCCAUCAAAAGAAUUUGGUUAUUGAGCUUCAUUUGGUGUCUGAAUAUGAUUACACGAUGCAACAACAAGAAACAACUACAGAGAAGGGAACUUAUUUACAAAGGUUUUUGGGCCCACUUAAUCCGAAUCUGGCAUUAGUUUGUCCUGGCACGUCUAGUUUUCAAGAUACAUUCAUUGCUUUCCGUAUCAGAUUUGAAUUAAGUGGGCCAAAAAAACCUUGGAAAUGAGUCUCCUCUUUUUGGGGGAAAUUUUUCUUUAAAAUUUGUUGCAUAGUGUUAGUAGACCUCAAUUCGUAAAUUCCAUAACUGAAAAAUACCACAAUUCAUCAAUUAUACGUUGCAGUGCACGUGUCAGCUAUUGGUAGAUGAAUGGUAUAAAAGAGGCACCACCGCAUAGGGGAGACCAAACGAAUUCAAAGUAUCUCUUCUCAAAUUAUCAUUGUGCAACAGGUUAAAACUCUGUUUCGUUGGCAAAUUAAAAUGAAUCUACUACACGGUUUGUUUUUGGUGCUAUUUAUCGUUGCAUUUUCGGUAAGUUUUUCUAUUCCAUUAUCAUUUUCAUUUUUAUCCAACAAAAUGCGAUGUUUCUGUAGAAUUGAAAGUGAACACGAAAUUUAUUUUUUUCUAGGAACUUCAAGGAAAACGUAAGACAAUUUUUGUUUUCGUACACACUUUUAAUGAUUCCAAGAGAUUUUUCAUUUUAAAAUUUCAACUCUUUUCUCUAAUGAACAGAUGGAUUUUUCUCACAAGCUCUUCUCAAGGGCGAAGUGAUUGAAACUAUGUCACAGGCAAAGUUUGUUGCUGGAAUCUAUACCCCUGCAAGAUAUUUGUAUGCAUUCAAAGACAAUUUAACUGAUGCUGAUAGAGAAAUGCAGUCUACAUGUACCGCAUUUAUUUUGUCAAAAACGGAAAUUAUCACGAAUGCCCAUUGUGUUGCUGGCGCUCCAUAUGCCUUUGUAGUAGCUGGUACGAAAGUUGCAUCAGACGAAAAUCAAAAAAUCAAAAUCAAAGUCGAAAAAGAGAACAUUGCAUGGCACCCUUAUUAUAGUCAUUUAAUUGUUGGUGCAUUUGAUAUUGCCAAACUUACAUUGAAAACGCCGUUAGAAUUCAGCGAUACCGUUGGCAGUAUCAAACUCGUGGACAAGGAUUACAAAUUGAAUAACUCAUCAGAAGUGGUCACUGUCUAUGGGUAUGGCGUGUUGAAUCGACCAAUGAUAUUGAGGCGUUGCGAUGCGAACUAUAUAUCUGACGUCGAACGGGCCAUCACAUUUAACCCAGUUCAGACUUUGUACUUUACCACUGGCGAAGCUACAAACGAUGGCAAAAUUAUUACACAUGGCGAUUCGGGUGGACCAAUCGUUUCAAAAACAAAUGGCAAAAUCGUGGGCAUAGCUGUGGGUAUAAAUGGAACAACAGGUGGCCGCGGAAUGUUCCUUCCAAUUGCAUUAUUCCUUGAUUUUAUCCAUGAUCCAAAGAGCGUGAAACCACUUCCACCUUCGCUUACAUUUAACGAAGCUAAAUUUAUAGCCGAUAUAGUGGUACCGGGAAAAUUUCUUACUGCCUUCGAAGACUCAUAUGCCAAUGCCGACGAAGAUGAUCAAAUGCUAUUUAAUGCAAUCAUUUUGUCGGAAACCGAGAUUUUGACCUGUGCACAUAAUGUACUCGGCGCCCCAUAUGUCUAUGUAAUAGUAAAUAAACUAUCAAGCAAUGCGACAGAACUUAAAGUCACUAAAGACCAGAUAGAAAUUCAUGAGAAAUACUCAUUGUCUGGAUUCGCAUUUGACGUUGCCAAGAUUACACUUAAAGAACGAUUGGAGUUCAACGAGAACGUCGGCAGCAUCGAUUUGGUGGACAAAAAUUACAAAUUGAAUGACCCGUCUGAAAUAGUCUCUGUCUAUGGUGAUAUGACAUUGGAUGGAACGGCGAGAACGAGACGUUUUGAUACAAAGUAUUUAGAUGGCGCCAUUUGCAAAUCAAAGUUGGGCGCUGCAUUUGAUGCAAAUAAUUUGAUGUGUUACACUUUAGAUGAAAGCAUGGGAACUCCCUCUACGUUUGGUGGACCAAUGAUUUCGAAAAAGAAUAACAAACUCGUGGGCAUGACCAUAUUUCGUUUUCCUGAUGAACCGGUUAUUUUUCAACCGAUUGCACCGUUGCUCGAUUGGAUCCGGAAGCCAAGGGUAAGACGUAAUCAAAGAAGAAGAAUAUAGGCUUGAAAAAGGGGUUUCAGGCGCCUGAAAAAGCUGAAUACCGUCUCUUUUUUUGUUCCUGUCAUUUGAUGUUCAACAAAAGAACCGAAUAAAU